Molecule: messenger RNA, 1198 nt
Organism: Coffea eugenioides
Lineage: Eukaryota; Viridiplantae; Streptophyta; Magnoliopsida; Gentianales; Rubiaceae
Product: proteasome subunit beta type-5-B
Exons: 8
Coding region: 120-938 (272 amino acids)
Cellular component (GO): proteasome core complex
Molecular function (GO): threonine-type endopeptidase activity
Source: RefSeq, a predicted model, not a curated record
AAUGCUUUAAAUUAGCGCUGGAGUUUUGAGCAAGAAAACUUGAAUAUAUUCGCAGUUGGACAGUGAAUUGCCAAAUUUUUAUCCCGUAAUUAUCUGCUCUCUGCAACAAAGAGGUGACAAUGAUGAAGAUUGACUUCAGUGGACUUGAGCCGAAUUCUUUGUUGAGGGGAAACCCUAAUGAAUUGCUGAGCGGGCUUUCGACUGCCCCAGAAUUUCAGAUUCCUAAUACUAAUGAUUUUGAUGGGUUUCAGAAAGAAUCGGUUCAAAUGGUUAAGCCAGCAAAGGGAACGACAACUUUGGCUUUCAUUUUCAAAGAAGGUGUUAUAGUAGCUGCUGACUCGCGUGCUAGCAUGGGCGGUUAUAUAUCAUCACAAUCUGUCAAGAAAAUCAUUGAAAUUAAUCCCUACAUGCUGGGCACAAUGGCUGGAGGUGCUGCUGACUGCCAGUUUUGGCACAGAAAUUUGGGAAUAAAGUGCCGCCUACAUGAACUCGCAAACAAGAGAAGAAUUUCUGUUACGGGGGCGUCAAAGUUGCUAGCCAACAUACUGUACUCUUAUCGUGGAAUGGGGUUGUCUGUCGGAACAAUGAUUGCUGGGUGGGAUGAAAAGGGUCCUGGCCUAUACUACGUGGACAGUGAAGGGGGACGGCUUAACGGAAACAGAUUCUCUGUCGGAUCUGGUUCACCAUAUGCUUAUGGUGUUCUUGAUAGUGGGUACCGCUUUGAUAUGUCCGUAGAAGAGGCUGCAGAGUUGGCCAGGCGUGCGAUUUACCAUGCUACAUUCCGGGAUGGUGCCAGUGGUGGUGUUGUCAGUGUUUAUCAUGUGGGACCUGAUGGGUGGAAGAAGCUCUCUGGCGACGAUGUUGGGGAACUUCAUUAUGCAUAUUAUCCAGUUGAGCCAACAGUUGAACAUGAAAUGGCAGAGGCAUCAUCUUCUUGAGAUACUACGAUAUUUGGGGGGGUGGAUUUUACCUUCAUAUAUGUUCACAAUUUGUACUUUGAUAUUAAUCUUGCAAACAGUUCCCAGGAGACCUCCUUUAUGGUUUUCUAGUUUCUUCGGACUGUAGGAUUCGAGAAUGCUACAUUUAUUUUUCCAGAUUUUGCUUCUUGCUGGUUCUGCUUUUGGUCAAUGUAGAUUAUUCGACAAUCAUUAACAGUUUGUUUGGUAGUUGGAUUUAUGACUUAACCAUCAGUACCUUA